UCCACGUGCUGCUUGGAAGAAGGCGCCGAGCACGAAUUCCCGGGAGGCGCCUCCUUGCUGCCCCUCCGCUCGCAUGUCUUUGCCGACCUCGGCCGUGAAGUUCCGCAGGAUCUUGGCUCACUUCCCUCAAGAGCUCAGCUUAGCCUUCGCUUAUGGCUCUGGGGUCUUCCAACAAGCGGGGUCUUCUACCGCUGCAACGGAGAACAAUAUGCUGGAUUUUGUAUUUGCAGUUGAUGAUUCUACAACAUGGCAUGCAAUGAACCUGUCAAAAAACCGGAGUCAUUAUUCCUGCCUAAAAUAUUUUGGAACCAGGUCAAUAUGCAACAUCCAAAACUAUGGAGCAGGGAUUUACUACAAUACAUUGGUGCCUUGUAAUGGUAGGGUUAUAAAAUAUGGUGUCAUAAGUACUGAUGCUUUAAUUGAAGAUUUGCUGCGAUGGAAGACACUCUAUGUAGCUGGACGUCUACAAAAGCCGGUGAAAAUUCUGGCUCAGAAUGAGAAUGUUAAGCUGCAAGAGGCUCUGACCAGUAAUUUGAAGAGUGCUGUCACGGCAGCCUUUCUCAUGUUGCCUGAAAGUUUCUCUGAAGAAGAUCUUUAUAUGAAGAUUGCUGGAUUGUCAUAUUGUGGCGAUUUCAGAAUGCUCAUUGGAGAAGAUAAAUCAAAGGUUAUGAACAUAGUGAAACCAAACAUGAUACAUUUUCAGAAGCUCUAUAGCCACAUUUUGCAAGAUAGCCCUCAAGUGAUAUACAAGCAUCAGCUGGGCAAGUUAGAGAUAGAUAAAAGUCCAGAAGGUCAGUUUGCACAACUGAUGGCUUUACCGAGCACCCUGCAGCAAAAAAUAACUUCUCUCAAGGAUUCUCCAGGGAAGAACAGAGAUGUGGAAGAAAUUUUAUUACAAGUCGCCCAUGACCCUGACUGUAGAUUUGUGGUACACCAAGGUAUUUCAAGAAUUGUGGGAUUGUCCAGCCUAAUUCAGAGUGCUAAAACUACCCUAACAGCUGGGAUGAAAAAGUCAUUGAUCUACAGCAUGAAGAAGAUGUACAAAAUGUCAAAGGGAUGGUUCAGAAAAUCAUGACAUCUAUGAAGUUAAAGUUUUGAAAAAUCUGAUCUUCUCAUGAAUAAAUGGUAUUCUAGUUUAUUUUUUGCAUCACUUUGGAAGACACAGCAUCUUGUUCAGUUUGGAGAAACUUUGUUGUAUUAUUUAUUUUCAGACAACUUUUCAGAGAAGAUAACAGAUUAAGGUGAAAUCUGUUUUUUACCUGCUUUCUUUACCUGUUUUCUUUGAAGACUAUUUGGAAUGAUUUCCCCCUAUGCUUGUUAGCAUUUUUCUAACUUUUCCACAGUCGGCUAACUUUACACGUGUUAUAUAUGUAAUAUCUUCGAAACGUCCCUGUUUCCUAAGCUUUAUAUUUUUGAGGUAUUUUUUAAAUCACAUUUGGGUUAAGAGUUCUGUUACCCUUCUGUUUUUGCAUCAUUCACUUUACCAAGAACUUAUAAUGGUCUUGUCCUAUAUCUUAAGAAACACUGAAUAGCAAUGGGUUAAAUUCUUUUGCUUGUGGCACACCUACUGUGUAGAGCUACAUAUCAAGUAACUUUGAGAAAGGUCAGACAUGCGCUUUCCAGGCACAGUUGACAUUACAGCCAAAUAUUGGUGAGCAGGUCAUAUUUCAAAACAAGGUCUGGUUAUUGUUGAGUUCCUGGGAUUAAUAAUAGGUGUAUAUAUUUAUAAUGAAAGUGUUCUGCUACACUGCCAAUUCACAAAAUGCUUAAUGUCAGACUGUACAAUCUUCAGGUAGCUCAAUAAUACCUAACAUAAAAUCAAACAAUAUUUUCCAUCAUGAUUUAGAUUGCUUUUCUUCCUUAACACCCAAAGCAAUGAACUUCAACUACUGGAUCAUAAAGAAAAGCUGCUGAAUUGGUUUUUUAAAAUAUAAAGCAUUGGACUAGGUGUAAGGAAUAAGUUUUUAUCCUGCCUUUAACAUUUUCUCUCUUAACUUGAAGAAGAAGGCAAGGGCAAAGCACUUCCAAAAACACGUUGUCAGGAAAAUUGCAGAGACUAGUGCAUGUUAUUAUUAGGAGUUGAGACAAACUCAACGGUACAAAAGGGGGGGAAGAACAAGGUGAAGAUAUGUAACUAUCAUUUUAUUAAAAGAGGGAUUUGGGUUAUGAAAUUGAUCCUCAAUACAUCUUCUAAAGUGAGCAUAUUGUAAUGAUUUGGGGUGAAAGAGAUGUGGGGGAGUAUUUAUUAACUUCUCCCUGCUCCAUUCUCUCCUUCCUUGGGAAAGCUCUUUGCAUAGUACUAUUUUGUUUGUACACUGACCAGAGUCCCUCUGUGAGGGAGAUCCACAGUUUCUAAAUGUGAUAAAUAAAUAAAAUUGUUAAAUCACGGAAUGUGAUCAGCUAUGGAAUUUGACUCAAAAGGGGAAAAUGAUAUAAAUUAUGUGGAGGAUAAACGUUGUUUCCAGCAGUAGAGACAUUCUUGGGAAAUACGAGGAAGAAAUUAUAGGAACAUAGUGAAACAGAGCUACGGAAAUAAAAAAGGAUAUUUUUUUUAAAGAAUUGCAGUUUUCUAUUUUAGGCAUUGGUUUCAGCCAAGGUAGUUGGUAAUCAGGAAUGUUGAGAACUGAAUUAGAAAAAGUCUGAAAAGCCCAAGAUAUAAUUUGUAAGGCUGCCCAGAAUCACCUUACUGGUGAGAGAGGCGGCAUAUAAAUAUAGUAAAUAUAAAUAAAUAAAUCUUCCAACCCAUUCUCUAGUGCAACUCAAUUUUAAGUUGAGUUUAAGUUAAGUUUAAGUAUUAAGAGAAAUUAUAAGCCACAAUCGCAGAAAUGAAUGUUUUAGAAAUAUUUGACAAUAGAAACAGGCAUAUCUGUGUGUAUGUGUAACACUUGUCACAGAUACAGAGUUUCACAACAUUUUCAUAUUAUGACUUCAUCAAUUACAGAAGCUAAUUGCUGAUUAGUUUAAAAUCAUGAAAAUGAUGGUUUCUCAAAAGUUUUUCAACUACAAAUGUCCAGUAGUAUCAUAUGCCCCAAGGGCUAAUUUUAAGGAAUAGUUAAUACUAAAUAUCUGUAUGGAAGAGUUCAUAAAAAUGAGAUACACACUGAGCAAUUUCUCUACUAAAGUUUUCUAAUGUCAUUUAAGAAGCUGUGGUAACUAUCCUGGCAGGAUGCGUGAAUAUUGCAUGCUAAGCAAUGCAAUAGGUGUAGCCCCUGAGAACUCCUUUGAAUAAUCUUUUUUUAAAAAUGUAAGACAUAGACCAUGCCACAGAUUUCAGUCAAAUGGCAGAUGAUACUGGUAGCAACACAACCAGCCUUGAAACACGAAUAUGUGAGUUAUGUUUAAAGGGUGGGUUAAUUUAGUUAUGGGUGACCCUCAAAUAUUAAUUUGGGAAAAGGCUGCUGCACUAAAACUGAAUAGCUGCUAUUAAGUUGAAUAGUCUUGACUGAGUUAGAGAAAUAGUAUCAUUUACUACAAAAUAGCUUCCUCUUGCGUGAAUUAGUUAUCUAUAUUAAGGGGCAGAGUCUGUGUAAAGCCAAUAUGAAAACUGUAUGCUAAUAAAUGUUUUCUUUUCCCGACACAAUGAGAGGCAAUUUAAAUCUAAAUGUUUAAGGAAGAAAGCAGCCUGUACUUGACCCCUCUCAGGAAGGCAAUGAAAGGGAUAGAAGAUGUGAAAGGUUACACAGUUGGAAAUGGAAUCCAUAUGAUGAACUAGCUGGAACUGCUUAUUCCCUUAACUAGAGUUUAAUAAUUUUUAAUUGAAAAUGCAACUAAAAUGACUGGAAUGGGCUUAUCUUUUUUUUCUGCACAUUUAUUUAUUUUUAAAUAAUAAAUAAAUGUGCAUGUAAAUAAAAACAUUUCUAUGGUUAUAUUUUAUUUAAAAGAUAUUUAACAAUAAAACAUUGAUGAGAUAUUUUGCAGAUUUGCAGGUCAGCAUCUAACAUGAUGGUUGUAGUGACAUGGGUUAGAGUGCCUAUGUCUAGUAAGAGCUGGGGCUUCCAAAGAAGCUGAAGUUAAUGAAAGACAUGUAGCAUUCUGUGAAAGGGCUGAUUUUUUUGUGAAAAAUCAGUGUUGUAUAUCAACUGGUUGUGCUGUUGUCAAGAAAAUGGGCGUUGGUACCUACCUGAUACGCCUCUUCUCUGACUGUUGGGCACGGCAGUCAGGAUGGGUGGAGACUAGGUUGAGCUUGAUUGGACCGGGUCUGCAGAUUGAAAGAAGUCCCUCCUCCUGGCUGUAGCUGUCAGUUUUGAGACGAGGGAGUAGCUGCAGAAGACGUGUCUAGGACGAUAAAGAAGAACAUUAGGAUCCCCGCCCCUCCCUGAGGUAGACUAUGCCAGGGCCGGCCCCAUGUAGGGUGGGGCUGACUGCCGUGCCCGACAGUCAGAGAAGAGGCGUAUCAGGUAGGUACCAACACCCAUUCUCCUGUAGUCGGGCACGGCAGUCAGGAUGGGACAUACCAAAGCCAGGUGUCCAUUCGGGAGGGAGCCGGCCGGCCCGGAACUAGGAGGCAGCUUGGACCUGCUGAAGAACCCGUCGACCAAAUGCUGCAUCCGCCGAAGCGAAUUUGUCCAAGUGGUAGUGGCGGAUAAAUGGGGUCGGGGAGGCCCAAGUUGCCGCCCGACAGAUCUAGUCAAUGGAAGCCCGGGUGGACCAAGCCGCCGAAGUGGCCGCGCUCCGAGUGGAAUGAGCGGUGACGUUGCGUGGGACUGGAAGGGAGCGAACCUCAUAGGCAGUUGAAAUGCAGGCUCUAAUCCAACGACCCAGCGUGGUUGAAGAAAUCUUCGAUCCCAAAGACGCCGGCAGGAAAGACACAAACAAUGCAUCGGAACGCCUGAAAGAUGCUGUACGAGAUAUAUACACCUUAAUGGCCCGACGGACAUCGAGGGUGUGCCAACGUCUUUCCAGGGGAUGGCAAGGGGAAGGGCAGAAAUUUGGGAGCACCACCUCUUGUGCUCGGUGAAAAAUGGAAUUAACCUUCGGGAUGAAGGAGGGGUCUAGUCUCAGCACCACCCUAUCCUGGUGAAAUAGGCAUAGCUCUUUACGAAUGGAGAGGGCCGCCAUCUCCGAAAUUCGUCGGGCGGAGGUAACCGCUACUAGGAAGGCCACCUUAAAGGAAAGAUGCCUGAGGGAAACCUCACGAAGUGGUUCGAAAGGAAGACCAGUGAGCGUCACCAGAACCGUUGGUAAGUCCCAGGAAGGGUAUCUGUGAACUGUAGGUGGCCUAAUGUUGGAGGCUCCACGUAGAAACUGACGAAUGAGUGGAUUCUUGGAGAUAGGUUCCGUCGAGGAGCCAGAUAAGACGGUAGAAAGAGCUGCCACCUGGCACCGUAACGUAUUGGGUGAUAGACCAGAAACAAAACCGUCUUGGAGGAACUCUAUAACCAGCGUGACAGAGGCAGAUGAAGGUGGCUGGUGGUGUCUGCUACACCACAACGAAAAGGCCUUCCAGGUAGCUUCAUAAAUACGGGCAGUUGAAGCCCGCCAAGAUGCCUGAAUCGUGGAUAUGGCCCCCGUGGAGAGAGGAAGAUUGGUUAGGAGGCUCCGCUCAAUCUCCACGCGGCGAGCUGGAACCAGUGUGGAUCCGGGUGUUCUAGUUGCCCUUGAACCAGGGCCAUUUGACCGUCCGGAAUUCGCCACGGGGCCUGCACCGAGAGAGACUUGAGGUCGGCGAACCAGGGGCGUCGAUUCCAGAAGGGAGCAAUCAGUAUUACCUCUGCCCGCUCCAGUAGUAGCUUCCACAACACUCUGGGUAUGAGAUUGACCGGAGGAAAGGCGUACAACAGUUGAUUGGACGGCCAAGGAGUCCGCAGAGCGUCUACCGCUUCCGCUCCCGGACACGGAAACCUGGUAAAGAAGCGCGGGAGUUGGUGAUUGGUCGCGCUGGCGAAAAGGUCCACCGUUGGUUGACCGAAGCGGUGGGUCACCUCUUGAAAUAGCUGGGGAGGGAGCGACCACUCCGUGUUGUCCAUUGUCGACCGACUGAGCGCGUCGGCCGUCCGGUUCUGGGCCCCCGAGAUGUGCGCUGCCCGUAAAGAGGCCAAGUGUCUUUCCGCCCAGAAACCUAGGCGUUGAGCUUCCCGCAUCAGGGCCUUGGAACGGGUCCCCCCGAGUCUGUUUACAUGCGCUUUGGCAGUUACAUUGUCCGUUAGAACAAGGACAUCUCGGUGGAGGACGAGAUUUCGGAAGGCCUUUAACGCGAGGAAGAUAGCCCGAAGUUCGAGCACAUUGAUAUUCAUCUGUUGUUCCUGGAGGGACCAAAGCCCCUGUGCCAGGUUUGGGUCCAAGUGAGCACCCCAGCCGGACAAACUGGCAUCCGUCGUGAGAAGAAGGGGCUGAGGUUCCUGAAAUCUGGUGCCUUUGAGAAUUGCCUCCGAAGUCCACCAGGAGAGAGAGUGGAGCACAGGAUGAGGCAGAACCAAACUUGUGGCCGAUGUGUCCCUAUGCGAGCGUUGAAAUGGAAGUAGUAGCCAUUGUAAAUCCCGGCAGUGCAAACGAGCCCAAGGGACAAUACCCAAGGUCGAGAUCAUUUUACCAAGGAGGCGAGAUAAUGAAAGGAUGGAAGAUGACCUCUGUCCGCGUAUACGGACCACCAGGUUCCUCAGGUUUUCAAUUCGGUCAGGUGAUAGAGAAACCUCUGAUGACAGAGUAUCAAUCACCGCCCCCAGGUGCUGAAUGCGGGUGGCAGGCAUUAAGUGGCUUUUAUCCCAAUUAAUGGAAAACCCAUGCUCCUGGAGGAUCUGCAGGGUGGUAUUUAUAUCUGACUGCGCUUGCUGCCGUGAUUGGGAUAAAAUGAGAACAUCAUCUAAAUAGAAGGAAAUUCUAAUCGGGAUGGAUGAGAUGUAGCCCAUAAGGGCCGCCAUUAUUUUAGUAAAGGCUCUAGGGGCCGAGGACAAACCAAAUGGGAGGGCCCUGUACUGAUAAUGUUUAUUAUUAUAACAGAAGCGGAGAAACUUACGAUGAUCGGGGAGGAUGGGAACGUGGAGGUAAGCUUCUGUUAAGUCUAUAGAAGACAAAAAAAUCGCCUUCUCGUAUACCAAGUAAAAUAGUUUGCAGGGAAUGCAUCUUGAACAUGCAGUAUGUUAUGUACCGGUUCAAUGAUUUCAAAUCAAGGAUUGGACGCCAGCCUCCAGAAGCUUUUUGCACCAGAAAAAGGCAGGAAUAAAAGCCUUGGCCCCAUUCGUUAGAAGGGACCGGCUGAAUGGCCCGAAUAGAUAAUAAGUGGUGGAUGGCAGCUUCCACCUGGGCCCUUUUAAGGUUAUUAAGGGAGACUGGACAACGUAAAAAUCUGCUAGGGGGAUUGGAAACAAAUUCUAGUGAAAGACCAAAUUUAAUAGUAUUCUUUACCCAAACAUCGGUCACCGAGGUCUCCCAUGAAGGGAAGAAAAGAGCCAAACAGCCACCAAGCCAUGAAGGCCCGAGACCCUUAACUGACCCUUCGGAAGGGGCGCCCCCUACCUCCACCGGGAGCCUUCCUGGGGGGAAAUCUAGAUCCCUGUCUGACCUGGUUAUCUUGAUUGAAGGUUCCUCUUUGCUGGUAGGAACGAUGAGACCUCUGUUGAUAAUAGCCUGAGUCGGAGCCACGAAAGGACUGAGGCCGAAAGGAUCCAGAUGAACGGUUAUCCGAUCGAUGAGACAUUGCAGGUAAAAUCUUCCGGUGGUCCCUGGUCUCGAUAAGAAGGGGUUCCAGGGAAGCCCCAAAGAGCUUAUCGCCCACGAAUGGAGAUGAAGCCAGGCGCCACUUGCUGCGAACGUCAGCUUGCCAGGAUCUUAACCAGAGUAACUGACGAGCGGUAACUGCAGAACCAAUGGCCUUGGCGGAAAAUCUAGCGGCAUUCAAGGUGGAGUCAGCCGAAAAUUCCACCGCAGCCAAUAUUUUGUUAAUAUCCUGAUGCGCUCAAACAUCCGACGGAGAAAUGCGGCCCUGCAGUUGCUUUAACCAAAGAAUUGACGCUCGGUUAAAGAAGGAUGCUGCUGACGUCGCCUGGACUGACCAGGCCGCCGCCUGGUGGCCCUUAAUAAGAGUCCGCUCAGCCCUACGUUCUUCUGGGCGAAGAGAUUCCUCUGCCGGUCCUGAAAAUGGAGAGGACGAGGAUAGAGCCGCCACUGGGGCAUCCACAACUGGGAUCUGCAAGAGAGAAGCAUAAUCCGCCGCCAAAUUAUACAAACGUCUAUCCAAACUAUUCGGAAUUGGGCCAGUACUGGGAUUUUUCCAUUGCCUUUGCAACACAUCUGCAAAAAGUUUAGGGGCUGGAACAAUUUCCGUUUGUACCGUAGGUUCCUCAAAUAGAGCAGAAGAAGUAACCGGCGCCUCUGUCUGAGGCUGAGAUUUAGUAACUGGAAGGCCCAACCCCGUUGUAAUCUGGGCUUUAUGCAAUAAUGAGCAAAACAUCUGAGGGAGGAACAGGCCCACAAAGGAGGGUUGGUCGGGCUCUAGUCCCUCAUCCUCAGACAAAUCUUGAUCAAUAAUGGCCUGUUCCUCGUCCCCUGAAAGGGAUCCCUGACUGUUUCUAGAUGGGGAAACAGCUCGUUCUGGAUUGUGAGAUGAAGCCUGCAAGGGCUGAGAAGUGACUGAAGGGACAUGGUGACUCAAAUAAUCCGAAACCUUGGAGGAUGCCCUUUCCUGUAAUCCCUGAGCAAUGCCCUGUUUAAUAGACUCAGCGAUCAAUUGGGCUAAGGCUGGAGUAAGCUCUAGAUUAUGGCCUUGAGGCGCUGGAGUCACAGUAUCCCUGGAAGUCUGGGGAGCCACAUCUGCUUGCUGGAUUGGUUGUGGAUUGCUGAAAGGAGAAACCCCAGAUGAGAAAACCACUGCUGUGUCAGGAGCAAUAAAAUCCUCCGUAACAGAAAUAUCAGGUGACAGGUUAGGCACCAAGAUGGAUGAGGAAUUGGCCUCCACAUGAAUGGACUCCACUGAAGGAGCCAGGACAGUUGAGGGGCCAGGUUGCACCUUGGAUGAGGAUGCUGCUUUAUUACAGGCCCUUUCUAUGGCCUUGUGUCAUCUCUCCUCAUCCCUAGACAUAUGGGCCUCCUGGAAAGUUUGGAUUCUAGGUUUUUUGGAAUGAUUGCCAGAGGAAGACUCCCCUGUUAGGCUUCUCUGCUUGUGGGAGCGUUUUCCUGCUUUGGAAUUAUCAUGAUCCCUGGUGUCCGCCAUCUUAGAAGGGCUAUAAAAUGGCUGCUAAGGAGUAUAAAACAGAAAGGGGCCCACUGUUGGCCUGCGAGGGCGUAACUCACUGCGUUUUAUGAGAGGCCUUGAAGCUGGCCAAAAUGAGGCUCGCGAGUGUUUGCCAGCCGGUCGAAGCACUGUCAAUAUGAGGCGUUGAUUUUCCGCGCGCUGAGAAGCCGCUAAUUGAAGCCCCUGGUCUGCACGGCAAGAAGGAGGCCAAGCCGAUCCACGUGGGCUUCUCCGGAAAAGCGCCAGCCAGCCGGCAUGGACGCUUUAAUAAAUGAAGCGCAGAGGGCGAGCAGCAGCCGCCGCCAAUCUAAUCGCCAUCCAAUCGCUCCCUCAGCGCCGCCAGAGCCUGCAAGGCCGCACGCGACGGAGCGAACUCGUGCGUGUGGGCGAAGAUCACCAGCCGGCAAUCUAACCGCCGAGCGGUCUUCAGCAGAGCGGAAAACAAGCUCUCUCGCUGGAACGGGCUGCCAGUCAAACUGCAAUUUAAAGAAGCUUUUUUUUUUUUUUUUUAAGUCGAAGAGCUGUCUCUAGACACGACUGGUCCUAACUCGACCGAGUCGAAAAACUGACAGCUACAGCCAGGAGGAGGGACUUCUUUCAAUCUGCAGACCCGGUCCAAUCAAGCUCAACCUAGUCUCCACCCAUCCUGACUACCGUGCCCGACUACAGGAGAAAAUAAGCUUCCUGCCCUGUUCCCAACUUUGAAUGGUUGACCAGUGGAUACAAAUGAUACACAACAAAUAAAAACCCAUUCAUAUUUUUUCAUUACUCAUAGCAUUCUUCACAUAGCAAAUGGGGUACACUGUAAGAUAAAUACCUAUCUGUGGCCUCGUUAUUUUUUUUUGUCCAGAAAGAAUGGAAUCAUUUUAUAAAAUCUGUGAUCCUCAUUACAUGUGGAUGAACUAAAAAUCAUCCCAAUUUAGCAUUAAAGGAACUGAGAAAUUAAGAAUUGUAAAGAUUUUCUUGUGUCCCAGGUGACCAGUGCAAUUUCAGUACCAAAUGUAAGACAGAAAUGACAUUGGAUAGCAUGGUGGGUUCUGCAACAGAUUAAUACUGUAGUUAUUCCAAUGAUAUGAAUUGAAGGACUGCAUCAUUAAGCUCUAGCAUUAUUUUAUUGGGAAGAUUGUAGGAAAGGGUUUUUUAAAAAGAACUUUAGAAGAUGCAGAACUUCCCCUGUGAAUGAAAGCUAGAGUCAGUUGAUUAUCAAUUACUUGCUUUUUUAAAAGACCUUUUGAAUUCUUGUAUAUGUAUUCAGUGUAGAUAGUUAUUUCAAUUUGAAUAUUUGUUCCAAAACUUUCAAGCCAACUUUUUAUUAGAAUGUGUGCUAAUAUGCAGAUUCAGAGGCUAGCAUCAUUUCCUUCUCCCUGCUUUGACUAAUUUGACCUAGUAUACCUUGGCACUUGACUGCUUCUUGUCCUGGUGGUUGUCUUUCUCUCAGUAGUUGACAUGCAAGGAAGAACUUGCUGAUGUCGGCUGCCUUGUGACUAUUUCUUCUGGCUGAAAUAAUGGGUCACGUGAAUAAGUCACAUGAUGUUCUUGUGACUUACCCCAUUUUUGAACCCUGAAAUUAGCCUUAUUUUUGGGGAGGUCUUAUUAUUUUGGGCUGCAUGGAGCAAGAUGGGGUUCCUCUUGCUGUCCUACCUGAUUUCCAGCUCUGUCUCCCUAACCCUAACCAGAGGACGUGGUGGGGACCAGCUUUGCAUGUGUUUAAAUAUUUUUGGGGAGGGCUUAUUUUAGCACAUGUGCUCAAAAGCCUGAUUGGGCUUAUUAUCAGGGGAUGUCUUAUUUUUGAAGAAACAGGGUAUUUGUUUGAAUGUUUAAUGUUACAGGAAUUGUGCACGAAAUAAAAAAUAUUAAUUUUAUUUCAAACCUUGCACAAGCAAUUGUAUCUUCAAUUGACUUCAAUUUGAUAAAAACAACAAAUUGUGUUAGUUGUAGGAUUCAGAGAAAGUCUAAAGGGCAAGGGAUGGGAGGGGAUAUCAAAAAUGUGUGUGAAACCCCACCUCCUUUUUAGGUAUAAUGGUGCUGGGGAAAUCGUGAAGUAUCUUUUACAGAAUGAAUAGAUUCCAACACAACAUACUCUGUCUGUUUGCCCCCAAAUAUUGCCAGUUCUUUCCUCUCCCUGCCUCGUAUCAGGAAGAGAUGCCUUUACCCUCAUGUAGAAGAAACAAUCCUGGGAACACGUGGGCAUGGACAACAUGAAACCAGCUGUUCCAUGUCCAGAGCAAAUUUUGUAUGGAAUGGUUUGCACAUUCCUACAGCUUACAUAUUCAAUUGGAAAUGCAAGGCAACCUAGUUGCUGUGCCAAAGGGAAUUUGCAAUCAUUUAUAAAUAGAUUUUUAUUUUAGAAGUGUGAACAGAUACAUAUAUAAAAUCACAUUUGUAUAUUUUUAUAUCCAAGCAUACUUGGAGUUCACAUAUCUAUUUUCACAAAGGCAGCCAAUGCAGUCAUAAAGACAGAAAGGUUUCCUUAAACUGCCACUUUGGAAUAGAUUAUUGUCACGAAAAAUAUGGCUUAAAAUGUUAAAAGUAACUUGAUUAGAUCUGUGAACCUGGAGACUGACUUCUACAUCUUGUAAAGACUUAGUUAUAAGCAGAGCAGAGGGAAAUGUAAUAUUCAGAAGGGAGAGAAAGAGACAGAAGAUAAGCACAGUGCAAGAGCUAAUUAAGCAUUUGAUGUGCAACAGAUGUUCUGUACAGAACUAAUAUCCUAAAAGCAAUGGUAUUACAAGUGUUUCAUUAUGUAGCUUGAAUGCAGAUUUAAUUGCCUAUGUAAAACAGGGGCUAUAUAACUUCCAAAUUUAUAAUGUGGAUAGUGUAUUCCAAUUUUUAAUGCCUUUGAAAUCCUGUAACCACUACACAAUAAAAAUUUUUAAGUGUCAGAGCUUAAGAAAGAUUUUAUUCUCUAACGAGGAUGAUUUUAAAAACCUUCCUGUUUUCCUACCUUCCUUCCUUCUGGGUGUUAUAGCACUUCAAUCUGUUCAGGUUUUGGUACAGUGCCAAGAAGUAAUCAUGAGCUAAAGUUGUCCAUGUUUUGAGCUUCUCCUAUUUUUCUUAAUGGAAAUCACUCUGUUUAAUCACUCUGUUCGAUUGUCGCAUAAAAAAUUAUUCAGAGAAAAUGUAUUUCUUUAUAAAGAAAUAUACAAACACACAAGAUUAUUGAAAUAAAGAUAUUUUUCAAUGAUGUA
Molecule: messenger RNA, 12354 nt
Organism: Pantherophis guttatus
Lineage: Eukaryota; Metazoa; Chordata; Lepidosauria; Squamata; Colubridae
Gene: TAMM41
Product: TAM41 mitochondrial translocator assembly and maintenance homolog
Biological process (GO): cardiolipin biosynthetic process; CDP-diacylglycerol biosynthetic process
Cellular component (GO): mitochondrion
Molecular function (GO): phosphatidate cytidylyltransferase activity
Source: RefSeq, a predicted model, not a curated record